AAUUCACUUGUUACGAGCACUGGCAAUGGAAUACUGUUACGGUGCCCUCCGUAGAAAUUUCCCGCAGUCGUCCCUGGAUAUUAAAGCUGAUGAUAAUAGUUUUCGGGUUUGUUUUUGUUGUUUUUUUUGUUUUUUUUCUUUUGUUUUUUUUAUUCGGCCCGUGUAGUGUUCGUUAACGCUUAAAUACCAAAAGCAAUAACGUAACUGAUAUCUCACCCAUCCAGCCAUGUAUGCAACACACACGGUAGCUGCGCAUCGACGCAAAGGCCAAAGGUUGAUCUAAAAUUGCAGCGAAAACGGUGCACUAAAAAUAGCACAUCAGCUUCUGAAAGUUCCCGAAGAGUCGGAUGACAUUUUACCAUUACUGGCAGAACAGGGCCAAAUUCGAGGCUGAACACUUUCGCAGAACGGAAAAUAACUCGGCGUUGAUGACGGCAGCUCUCGAAAAACGAAAGUAAAAGUGGACAUGCGGCUAUGACAUUCUUCAGCACAAAUUCGGAGAUAAAGGUGAUUUCACUGAAUUUGGCCCUGUUUUGUACAAGACCAUCACCGAAGCUAUCAUAACAUCUGUUCAACAAAACACAACAGAAAACAAGAUCGACAUCCUAGUAGAACAAGCUUUUAUCAAGAAACAUAAUCAAUUAGGAUUUAUUCAAUACUGUUUUCCGUAGUUAAACACCUAGAAGUCCAAUGUGAAAAAUAGUAUAUCGGAUACAACCAACACAACCAGAAGUUGUAACCAAACAUGAUUAACAUUCAUUUGUGAUACCAAUCAACAGAACCAGAAGCUGUAACAAAAUAUUAUCGACAUUCAUCUGGGAUACAUUCAACAGAACCAGAAGCUGUAACAAAAUAUUAUCAACAUUCAUCUGGGAUACAUUCAACAGAACCAGAAGUUGUAACAAAAAUGAUUAACAUUCAUCUGAGAUACAUUCAACAGAACAAGAAGUUGUAAAAAAAAAAUGAUCAACUCAUAACAGAUUAAAUCAACAAAACCAAAAGUUGUAACAAAAAAGAAUGGGCAACAGGCAAGGAGCAAAUAAAAACAAAAAGAAGGAUGAAAAGAAGAAAGAAAAGGAGGUGAAGAAACAGAAAAUCAAGAAAAAGACGAAGAACAGAAACUCAGUUACAAUCAGUGAACGCGAUUCGCAGAUCGUCUUUGAGUCGUCGGAAGAUUUAGCCCUGGGAGCCUGUGCCGCACCGGGUAAGAACACAGGAACAAAGUCACAGCAGGUGCAACCUGAUGUUCUUGCCGGCAUAACUUUUGACCCUGCAACAAGGCCACGUGACCACUCCAGACACGGGGCGUGGUCGUCUGAUGACGAAUCGCCAACCAGUACCCUUGGUUACAGUACACCUUUGCUGCGAACGCCAAAAACCCAAAGGAGUGCACAUGCUGCAGCAAAAUCUGGAGACCUGUCAACGGUAGAACAUUUACAAGAAGUUGCAAAAAGCAACGAGCAAGCCCUUCCUCAGAAUAUAAGCUCUUCUCCAGGCGAAGUUCGGUUAAGACAUAAAAGUGAGUCAUUAAGUCCAGCAAGCAGUCCGGGACUAAGUCGAGAUGUGAAAAAGAAACGAGCUCUGGGCCAAGCAAUUCAUGAAAACGGAAGCUCUAAGGCAAUUGAGGCUGCGAUCCUCUUUGCGCCACCACCGGUGUGUCAGAAACAAAAGGGAGGUCAGUCGCCGGCGAAGAAAGGGACUCCGGAAAUCAACAUUUUCAGUGAUGAUCAAGAUAGUUUAGAAGACGCACUGUGUCCCUGGCUGAAGGAUGAUGACACUUCUAUCGAUGAAGAACAGCUGGAUGAAAUGUUCAUCAGCUGUAUUGACCUUUCGUACAGCAUGGCAGAUGCUUGUUCUGAAAAAGAAUUCACUGGAGGUUCUGAGGCGGACUUUAGCUCUCUUGAAACCAGAUCUAAAGUUAAAGAUCGCCAAGAGCAGCGCAAAAAGUCAGCUGUUGCACCAAGCUGUUACGAGGCGUGGGAAGGGUCUUCGGUGGAUCCCAUACGUGGUACGGAUAACGCUCUAAGAACCUCCAAUACUUGCCCACCUCGGACAAGUCCAAUGCUGAAAGCACAUCAUACUAAUAAGUCUGAGAAAACUAAAUGUGAUACCCAGCAGUUUAGUAAAGUGAAAGAAAUGGGUUCCUCAGUUGAUAAUGGAGAGCACACACCCGUUGCUUCAUCCAGUGAAUCAAGUGGUGGAGCACCAUCAGAGACUACUAAACACACACACAAAGAUGGUUUCGAAACUAAGACCAAGGAUGCACAGAAUGCAACUCAAGAAGGCAUCUACAACAAAGGGAGUGAAGCAACAAAGUCAUCCAAGAAGACUGGAAAGUCUAAAGACAAAAAGAGAAAGACCUCUAGAUCUAAAAAUGUUCCUACACCAGUACACCAACUCACAGAAGCUAAUUCUAAUAAAACUAAAGACAAUGAGAAGGAAUAUCAAGGACGUGAAGAGAUGGAUGAGCCGGAAUUGGCAGUCAGUGAAUUAAGACCGAUGGACGAUAAAGUGUUUAAGGAAGAGUCAGCAGAUCAGGUGAGUUUACUAGUGGCUGCUGAUACACGUCAGCAGCGUGUCGAUCCUGUGACCGACGAACCUCACAGAUUUAUUGGUGAUGGACAAACACCUGCUGAUUUCGCUGAAUCUAUCAUGUCGUCAAUGUCGGAAACUCCUGCGUCAUUCUCUGCAGAACCGGUUCCUCCUUCCAGAGAUCCCCAGCCUCCCUUGCCGAUGUCAAAGUUGGUGCAACGAAUAACCGAAUUUAUUCGAGAAGAGACGAGCGAGGUGGACGAGAGCAGACGAACACCACAGAAACCACCUUCGCAUGCUAAUGAACACGGGGUUCGACCACAGAUAAUUUCAGAUACAUAUUCACAAGAGCUUGACGAUGUAUUCCUGAGCAAUAAUAAAUCUACUUCAUAUGUUGCUUCUUUUACCGAUUACUCUCGUGCCAGCGCUGAUCUGCAAAAUACAUUUCCAUGCUCUGCUAACAUUGACGUUGGAAAUAAAGACCAUGAGCACGCUCACACGGAAUACAAAACUAGUGUUUGUGGGUAUGACGAUGAGACAUCGUCUCCUCAGAGGGCACAUACGCAGGAAACCAGCAUGUGUCCAUCAGAAAGACAGGAUGAAAGCACUGAAUCCACAUAUACUGAAGACCUUGGAAGUGAACAAUAUAGAAGUACGACAUACAGUGAUGCGCGUGGAAUCUAUAACGACAUACCUGAUCAAAUAGGUAGAAAUGUAGUAACUGAGCCAGCUAUCAGAGAACACGCAUGUGGACAAAGUGAUGCUGUUAAUUCUGAUGACAAAUGUUGUCAUAUUAAUCAGCCCAAAGUUUGUAACCCAUUUCCGGGUGAAACUCUGGAUCAGUUAUCCAGUAAGUUAUACUCAGAAAAGGCACUGCCAGAAGCCUCUGUUGUCGAAUCGCAUACAUCAUGCCCAGGGGCAAAUACAUGCGACAAAGAAACUUCUGGUGACCAACCUCCAGAGGCUGCAUUAGGAAGUGUGGUAUCCAGCUCUUCAAACUCUGUUCCUCCUCCAAGUCCUUCUGCUAUGGAUGCUCUAGAGGAACUGGAUGAAGAUGAAGAAACAGAUGGGCAAACAGAUGUGGUUAAUGACCAGAAAUCCAAAGAAAUACAAGUGUUUGGUGAUAGUGUUUUGAAACGACUGUCCUACUUAGUCGAAAGUCAGGGCAACGAGUCAAAUGAUGAAGAAGAAAACCCCAGUAACAGUAACAAAACUUCACCACAAAGAAACUCUUCCUCCGAUGUGAUCCUUCCGGAAGGUGAAAGCCACAGUGCCGAGGGCCCGUUAACUAGUGUGACAUUUCUCGAACACUCGUCGCACACACGUGAUAGCGAAAUGUCAGGUGAUUUACCAGUAUCAAAGUGUGAUAAAGAUAUUAAAAGGUCAGAACAAAUAACAAAUUCAAAAAUGGACAGAGACAAUCCAAUGUCAAAAGAAAACCCUAGUGUACAGUCUGACAAAGACAUUAAGAUGACAGACAAAACAAUAAUCUGUAUGAAAACUUUUGAAAAGCCAGAGAGGGUGGUUGAGAAACUACAGUCCAUGUCGAGUAUUACUAGCACUGAUACAGACAGCCAGAAUAAAGAAAGUGGAAAUGCACAGUUAUCUGAUGACAUGUCUGAACAGGGUGCAGUGAAACAAGCACCAGAACGUGAGACAUUUGAUAAAGAUAAAAAAGCUGAAGCUAAUCCAUCUCUUGGUUGUGAUAAUAAAAAAGAUAGUUCCGCAAAACGAAAAGGAAAAUCCAAAAAAGCUAAAGCAAGAGCAAAAAAAGCUAAAGCGAAAGCUAAUAAGUCUAAAAGUGAACAAACGGUAUCAACGGAGAAUAUUAGCCCAAAAAUAGUUGUGAAAAGGCCAAAAAUACCAGACGAACUAACUCAUACAUCAUGCCACAACACCAAAACAACGGAUGUAAGCACUGAAUCAAAUUCAGAUUCAAAUCCCAAACCCCCUAAGCGCGAAUCUCAGCAAAUCACGGAAGUUAUUGACGCCUAUGGAGAUGCAGUUGAUCCACCUGUUGAAGUCAAUCAGACAAAAUCUUUACAACAAAAAAGCGAACAGAUAUGUCCAGAAUCCACCAGCAAUACCCUUACAAAGAAAAUUAAGGUACGAGAAGACGUACCAGACACUGAUCACGCAUGUAAGUCUGAAGAACGUACAAGUAGUUUAGAUUGUGCUGAUGUCGGUGCACUGAAAUAUCAUGGUGUAACAGAUGAACAUACAGCUUGCGAUGUUUUUGAGGUUCAAUCCUCUAAUACCACAAAACGUCCACAAGGCUUAGCCCUACAACGCAUAAUUCAAGACGGUGAGCAGACGUACAAAAGAGAACCCAGAGCAUCUUGGGAACUGUCGGACGAAUCGGACACGACUGAAGAGAGUCUUGAAAACAUCGACUAUCCAGCAGGAUGUCAGAGCAGUUCGAGUGCCGACUCCGUGUUCAGAAUUCCCGACAUUUCAGAAACCUUUGGAGAAAUGGAUUCUGUGAAGAACAUUCUGGAAGAUUUCGAAGACAGGACACCGCAGGCGGAAAGUGUGCCGUACUUUAUUGGAAAGGAAACGCUGAAAUCUCAACCAGAUUAUCUGAGUGUGCACAGACGAUCCAGAAUGUCCCCAGCACUGACGAACAAAACAGAAUCGGACCUUGAUAUUUCUGAAAUGCGAGACGACAUCAGCACGGAUAGUAUGUACGCAGAUGACGAAGGCGACGGCACACUGCUGUUCAGCAAAAGCUACACAGAACAGACAGGCAGUGGUGUUCUCAUGAGCUGCACGUUUUACAAUUCCGGCCACAACAAAGAGGACAGUGACGAUUUCUGGGAGGAAUGCGUGGACGAGGCCUACCAUCAGAUAGAACUGUCAGCAGACGCAGCCACGGCCACUUUUCAAGAUGCCAGGAAGCAGAUGCAUGAGAUUCACGAACAUUUAAGAACUUUGAGAUUACAAAUGGAAACAUUACAGGAUGAUCUGGAGAAUGCCACAAUAACCCCAGAGCCAGAGUUUCGGACGGAAUCCGACGACAAAAGACUAGUUACGGAUUAAGGUCUCACUACACAGUUUAAUUCCAGAUGACCGAUCCUUCAUCGUGGUCCACAAUUAUAAUUGUGAGACUGUUGGGGUGAACCGACGUUUAGAACUUGUGAAGGAUUAGAAUGAUGUGUAUGUUUUUUGGAACGGUAUUCUCUCUGGCUGGAUUUGCCUAUGUUAUGUAAUAGUGUGUGUUUAUAUUUUGGGACACGUGUAGAGCAGAGGAGGUAGCAAGUGUGAAGCGGUUCCUGUACUAGCUGCAAGGAGAGACACUACAGCAAGAUUGGGUUAUGUAGCAUAUAUAUAUAUAUAAUAACGUGAGACGUAAAUGUCCUCAAUUUUGGAAUGAAAAUAAAUACCAAAAAACCAAUAUAUUCGAUAUAUGUCAUGAGUGACAACGGAAACCACCCACCCAAUUAGCAAUUUGGUUUGAAAUUCGUAGUUUAAUGUGCAGUCCAGUGACAGAUCGCAUCUGUGUAGUGAGACCUCAUGUUUUAUUUACUGUUUCUGUUUUACCACUAAUUUGUUUUAACCUGUUGGCACUGAUGACAUAUAUCAUUUCGAAUAUAUUGGGGGGUUUUUGUAUUUAAAAUGC
Gigantopelta aegis is the source of this 6151-nucleotide messenger RNA. RefSeq lists its product as uncharacterized. The coding region runs from base 1018 to 5571 and encodes 1517 amino acids. The transcript is spliced from 3 exons. NCBI's taxonomy places the organism in Eukaryota, Metazoa, Mollusca, Gastropoda, Neomphalida, Peltospiridae. The record is from RefSeq and is a predicted model, not a curated record.